AUGACCAACAAGGAUUUAUGCUCACUAUUGAAAGAUCUUGAUGUUUAUAGUGAAAACAAUGAGCAAUCUAAAAUUUCAAAUGCAUGUCUAAAGUUGUUAAAUAUGGGGUGUUCUAACGCAGAAGAUGUGUUGAAAAAGUGCAUUAUAGCACUAGUCAAGCAAGAUCAGUACCAAAAUAUCCCAAAAUUAUUUGAGCAAUAUAGUGAGUUUGCGAAUGAUGUCGAGAAGUUUGGCUUAUUAAAGUUGUAUACGUAUUAUAGAUCAAACUCUGUUGAAUUAUUUGAGAAGUUGUGGCACGAACUUGUACCUAAUACCGAGGAACUUUUGCAAAACGAUAGUUUUACCGGUAGCGAUAGGGCUUUGCUGCAUGUUCGUGCACAGUUUUGCUAUAAGACAAGAAAUUAUAGGGAAUCUUUAGCAAUCUACCAGGCUUUGUCUCGAACGAAUCAGGACCAAUAUGACAGUGGUUUUGAACUUGCAUGUAAUGAACUUGCUGCACUUAGCGUCCUAUCUGAUGUCCCUGUUAGUAGUGGAAUAGACGUCCCAUCGUAUGAGCUGCUUUUAAACGAGGCAAUUGCUCACUCCUUAGCAAAUAACCUCGAUGAAGCCUUACAAGUAUUGGAGAGAGCUUCAGGCUUGGCUAGUGCAGAGGGUGAUGAGUCAAACCUGCAAUUGAUUAUGCUUCAAAUUGCCUACGUUAAGCAACGGUUGGGCCAGAACAAAGAAAGUAAGAGAAUCCUGUUAAAGUUGCUCACAGAAGUGCCUAGUUCUUCCUCAUUGGUGCCAAUUAUCAAAACAAAUUUGAAAUCUAUGGAAGAACUCUCAAAGUAUGAUAGCAAGUGCAACCUGCCCCUAGUACUGCGUGAACUCGAUGUGAAACGCAUAACCUCCAUGAAUGCUGAGAAAUACUCGCCUUAUCAAUGGGACCAAUUGCAAAGCAAUAUAAUCCUAUUGAAGCUGUUUAGUAAUGCGUCCAUCAAGUCAAAAAGCAACAUGUUAUCACAAGCUAUUUCCAAAUACUCCACUUUGAUAGACAAUGUUGCUCUAGAACCAUACAAGGUACAGGCCAAGAGGUUGUUCAGGUUCAUGGUGAAAACUAUCGCUGGAAAUAGUUUAAACAACAAGACCUUUGGACUAUUGCUCAUUUCAAUGCAGUUACAGCUUAAGGUGAAAAAUUUGAACUCUGCGAUAAUACUAGGAGAGCAAUACUGGAAUAAAUUGAUUGAAUCUUCUACUAUGAACCAACAAGCUCGAGUUAUUUCUUAUAUCCUUUUGUCAAUGUAUGAGAUAGGCUAUAGAUCACACUCAACACAGCUGCAUCUUGACCGAGUAGUUGAGACAUUCUCCAUAGAAGCGGCUGGAGAGGUUUACGAAUUCUGGAAGUUCAUUGGCUUCACGCUACUCGGCCACCGCAGGCUAGAAGAUGCGAAGAAAAUAUUUUCUGCUCUUAUCAACGUGCAGCCAUCCGAUAGGCUCGUUCGUAUAGUGGCUAACGAUGAUGAUUUUGCAAUCGCUUUUGAAGACAGUUCCAAUAUUGAAGAUCUAGUAGCAGAUGUAGAUGUUGAAGAUUUGAUCAAGAAGGGUUGUACACCAUUUAUCACAAACCAGAAGUCAGUAAAAGCGUCUCUGAAUAAAGUUACCAAGAAGAAGAGAGUGUCUAAGAACAAGUUGCCCCAAAACUUCGACCCAAACAGAACACCAGACCCAGAAAGAUGGUUACCCUUAAAGGACAGGACAAACUACAAGCAAAAGAAGAAACUCACUAAGAUUACACAAGGAGGUGCAAUGAAUAAGAAAAUAGAACAAAGUCUUGACAUUACGAAACAAAAGAAGGGUAAGGGAAAGAAAGCUUGA
Eremothecium sinecaudum is the source of this 1854-nucleotide messenger RNA. It is a transcript of the gene SRP72, whose product is annotated as signal recognition particle subunit SRP72. The transcript has a single exon. Gene Ontology annotation, cellular component: signal recognition particle, endoplasmic reticulum targeting. The coding region runs from base 1 to 1854 and encodes 617 amino acids. The record is from RefSeq and is a predicted model, not a curated record. Lineage: Eukaryota; Fungi; Ascomycota; Saccharomycetes; Saccharomycetales; Saccharomycetaceae. Gene Ontology annotation, molecular function: protein binding; 7S RNA binding; ribosome binding. Gene Ontology annotation, biological process: SRP-dependent cotranslational protein targeting to membrane.